UAUUGCCGAAAAGACUCCACGGCGGCCAUCUUGUUCCGACGGCUAACCAGGAAGUGUCCGAUCUAGCCGCUGUACUUCUAGGGUCAACUCUUUCACUCAAACUACCUUCAAAGAGCGGAAAGUUGUUGUGAGUGCCUGUUGAGACCGCCGAGUAUAUCAGGAUGGACUCAGAGAUCUUGAACAUAGAGGAGAUAGUAAUGGGACGGGGAUUACCAGAUCCACCGCCAGAAGUUCCCCCCGAAAAACCAGCAGAACCAUACAAACCCAAAACAAUGAAUGGACCUCCUCCGCCCACUGUUCAAUCCUACCAGCAUGAAAACCUGCAGUGUUUCCAGUGUUUCAUCACGUUCUGCAGUGCCAAAGCCAAGGAAAGGCAUAUGAAGAAGAGCCACCGGGAAGAGUACAAGCAGCAGCUGCAGCAGGGGAACACAUUGUUCACGUGCUAUGUGUGUGACCGUACAUUUCUGUCAUCUGAGGAAUUGACACAACACCAGCCAACACACAGCAAGGACGACAAGCCCUUCAAAUGCGUUCACUGCAAGGACAGCUUUAAAACAUUCUCUGAAUUGACAGCCCAUAGAAGACAGGUGUGUCCAGAGAAACAGUUGGUGUGUAAAGAUUGCAAUGAAACCUUCCGGAGUGCCGGUCUGUUGCGGACUCACCGCCUGACCCAGCACCCCCGCCCAGAAGUAGUAGAGACUGCAGAACAGCCGGAGGACCCUACGAAAACCCACCGCUGUAAGAAGUGCGGUCAGGGCUUCGAGGCAGAGCCGGAGCUGACGGCACACCUGGACAAGUCCCCUGAAUGUCAGCAAUGCAACGGCAGCGCUUCGGCAGUCAAGAAACGCGGGCGUCCGUCCAAAGUUGAAGAACCAGCAGCCGCUGAAAAAAAGGGAAAGCGGAAAAAGAAGGAUGAGGCUGAAGCGCCUGAGGAGGAAGGGAAGGCCGGCGCGCCUGAGGCAGACGCUCCUCCAGCAGAGGAGAAAGGAAAAGCAGUCGCAGCAAAGCGAGGCCGUCCUUCCAAAGCAGCAGCAAAGUCAGAAACGGAGGAUGCAAAGAGUCCCGAGGAUGCUCAAGCAAAGGAGAAGAAACCGAAAGCAGAUGCUGCAGCUGCUGCUGCUGCUGCUCCUCCUCCGGCCCGUCAGGUCCCCUGUCCGGAGUGCGACCUCUUGUUCCCCGGCUUGAUUCAGCUCCGCGCUCACAAGAAGGAGAAACACACCCCACGGAAAGCCCACCCCUGCGAAGAAUGUGAAGAGAGCUUCGCCCGUCCCGAGCAGCUGGACGCCCACAUGUCCCGGGCUCAUGCCGUGGGCCGCUUCGCCUGUCCCACCUGCGGGAAGAGCUUCGGCCGUGAGCGCACCUUGAAAGCUCACCAGAAAAGCCACCCGGAGGAAAAGCCUGAAAGUGCAAAAAGAUAAUUGAGACAUGGGGACAUUGCAGAAAGUGUAUGGUUUUUUUUGAAGAUUUUAGUCAGAAAUUGUCCUUUUUUUUCUCUUUUAACAUUCGAGAUCUGGUGCUCCAGAUGGUUUCAUAUGAGUUUGGAAUGGAUUUGAGAAUGAUGUUUUAGCAAGUUUUUUGGAUUUGAAGUUGAGUUUUUAUCAUGAGCUGUUUAAAAUGUUUGGACAAUAAGACACAUCUCCUAAAUUGACUAACCAAAUGUUAAAUGCACCCGAUCCACCCUUUGCCACAAAACAUAGUUUAUUUGUAAAAAACAAACUGUUUUGAUUAACUUUUUAAAUGAUUUGUUUCAGUUUUUUUAAAGUGUGAAAUGCGUGUGGUGUGAUUUAUUACUUGGUGUCUUGAGUUGUUAAACUCACUGUGGUUAAAAAAAAGUUUUUUUUUAAUGUUUUUUCCUCUUGUUUUUCCUCCAAAACAAAUUGGGUCAGUACAUAUUUUGAAGCAAAUUAGAUGCCUAGUAGAGAUACUAUGUUUGAAUGUUUAGACAGUUUGUCAAGCAAAAUGUGUUAUGUACAGCUUAUGGUUCAUAUUGUGCAUUUUUACUCUUAAUAUUUUGAUUAUGUUCCUUUCUAAAUUAAGUCUUAUUGAGGAAGAAUUUUAAAAAAUCAUGAUUAUGUUCUGCUAAAAACAAAUAUUUUGGCUUUGUGCUCCAGAUUCAAUGUGGAGUGUUGGCAUGUGGGCAGAAAUGAUCCACUAUAAUAAUGAUUUGUCAAAGGUAAAAACCAAUUCUCCUUUUUAAUCUUUCACUUAUUAGAAUAAUAUUUCAUGUCUUAGACAUUUCUUAAAUGGAACUCAUGACUCUUUAAUGCCUUAGGGUCCCAUAAGGAACUGUGUAUAUCAUGUUUUUUCACUGAUUGGAUUGUUCUCCCCACUGCAAUGUGUCUGGACACUGCAAAAAUGUAAUAAAACAUGCUAUCCCAAGGGAGGCUGCUGACGAAAUCA
Molecule: messenger RNA, 2400 nt
Organism: Centropristis striata (black sea bass)
Lineage: Eukaryota; Metazoa; Chordata; Actinopteri; Perciformes; Serranidae
Gene: znf576.2
Product: zinc finger protein 576, tandem duplicate 2
Exons: 5
Coding region: 162-1418 (418 amino acids)
Cellular component (GO): nucleus
Source: RefSeq, a predicted model, not a curated record